CAUUCCACAGAUUUUUCCUUUUCCAGUUUGGGAGAAUGGAGACCUUUCUAUUUACAUCUGAGUCUGUGAACGAGGGUCACCCUGACAAGCUCUGUGACCAGAUCUCUGAUGCAGUUCUUGAUGCUUGCCUUGCCCAAGAUCCUGAUAGCAAGGUUGCUUGUGAGACCUGCACCAAGACUAACAUGGUUAUGGUUUUUGGAGAGAUUACAACCAAGGCCGAUGUUGACUACGAGAAGAUAGUCCGAGAUACUUGUCGUUCAAUUGGGUUCAUCUCGGAUGAUGUGGGCCUUGAUGCUGAUAACUGUAAGGUCCUUGUCAACAUUGAGCAACAGAGCCCUGAUAUUGCCCAAGGUGUUCAUGGACAUUUCACUAAGCGACCCGAGGACAUUGGUGCUGGUGACCAAGGCCACAUGUUUGGCUAUGCCACAGAUGAGACCCCAGAGCUCAUGCCCCUUAGUCAUGUCCUUGCAACGAAGCUUGGCGCUCGCCUCACUGAGGUGAGGAAGAAUGGUACCUGCCCAUGGUUGAGACCUGACGGUAAAACCCAAGUUACUGUAGAGUACUAUAAUGAUAAGGGUGCCAUGGUCCCUGUUCGAGUCCACACAGUUCUCAUCUCUACUCAGCACGAUGAAACCGUGACGAACGAUGAGAUUGCAGCUGACCUUAAGGAGCAUGUGAUCAAGCCGGUCAUCCCCGAGAAGUACCUUGAUGAGAAGACCAUCUUCCACCUCAAUCCCUCUGGCCGCUUCGUCAUCGGUGGACCACACGGAGAUGCAGGUCUUACCGGUCGUAAGAUCAUCAUUGACACUUACGGUGGAUGGGGAGCUCAUGGGGGAGGCGCUUUCUCCGGAAAGGACCCAACCAAAGUGGACAGAAGUGGUGCUUACAUUGUUAGGCAGGCAGCGAAGAGCAUUGUAGCCAGUGGCCUUGCUCGGAGAGCAAUUGUUCAGGUCUCUUAUGCCAUUGGUGUGCCUGAGCCAUUGUCAGUCUUUGUCGACACGUAUGGAACUGGGAAGAUACCCGACAAGGAGAUUCUGAAGAUCGUGAAGGAGAACUUCGACUUCAGACCCGGAAUGAUCACCAUCAACCUGGACUUGAAGAGAGGUGGGAAUGGCAGAUUCUUGAAGACAGCCGCAUAUGGACACUUCGGAAGGGAUGACCCAGAUUUCACCUGGGAAGUUGUGAAGCCCCUCAAAUGGGAGAAGCCUCAAUCUUGAGAUGUGGGUUGCUCUGCUCUGUUGAGAACGGCCAUGGAAAUUGGGAAGCCGAGCUUUGUUACUACUGGAUGAAUAAUGUGUGUGCUGCCCUUAUACAAUCUAAGGUAGUAGCUGCUAAUGUUCUAUCUCUUUGUUACUUUUUUUUCUUUUAUUUUUGCCCUUUCUUUUGUUGUUGGUUAUUUUACGUUGAUGAUGUAUCCUUUUUGUACCAGUUGUUAUAAUAUGAAAGGGGAUUCUUUCCAAGUUCAAA
Messenger RNA from Cucurbita moschata (crookneck pumpkin), 1467 nucleotides. RefSeq names its product S-adenosylmethionine synthase 2. Gene Ontology annotation, biological process: S-adenosylmethionine biosynthetic process. Lineage: Eukaryota; Viridiplantae; Streptophyta; Magnoliopsida; Cucurbitales; Cucurbitaceae. Bases 36 to 1217 code for a protein of 393 amino acids. The record is from RefSeq and is a predicted model, not a curated record. Gene Ontology annotation, molecular function: ATP binding; methionine adenosyltransferase activity. The transcript has 4 exons. Gene Ontology annotation, cellular component: cytosol.